This is a messenger RNA of Psammomys obesus (fat sand rat), 1289 nucleotides long. RefSeq names its product transmembrane protein 163 (gene Tmem163). Gene Ontology annotation, molecular function: zinc ion binding. Gene Ontology annotation, cellular component: synaptic vesicle membrane. The record is from RefSeq and is a predicted model, not a curated record. Lineage: Eukaryota; Metazoa; Chordata; Mammalia; Rodentia; Muridae.
GUUUACUGGAAAGCAGCACCCGGCUGAAACCUCAUGAAGCCCAAAACUACAGGAAGAAGGCAUUGUGGGUAUCCUGGUUCUCCAUCAUUGUCACCCUGGCCCUGGCAGUGGCCGCCUUCACUGUCUCCGUCAUGAGGUACAGCGCCUCUGCCUUCGGGUUUGCUUUUGAUGCCAUCCUGGAUGUGCUGUCCUCGGCCAUUGUCCUGUGGCGUUACAGCAAUGCGGCCGCCGUGCACUCUGCUCACAGGGAGUAUAUAGCCUGUGUCAUCUUGGGGGUGAUCUUCCUUCUGUCAUCCAUAUGCAUAGUGGUCAAAGCCAUCCAUGACCUUUCAACAAGGCUGCUCCCUGAAGUGGAUGAUUUCCUGUUCAGCGUCUCUAUUUUAAGUGGGAUCCUUUGCAGCGUCCUGGCUGUGUUGAAGUUCAUGCUGGGGAAGGUCCUGACGAGCAGAGCUCUCAUCACAGAUGGGUUCAACUCUCUUGUUGGGGGCGUGAUGGGCUUCUCCAUCCUUCUGAGUGCGGAAGUGUUCAAACACAACGCGGCAGUCUGGUACCUGGAUGGCAGCAUUGGGGUCCUGAUUGGUCUCACCAUCUUUGCCUACGGGGUCAAGCUCCUCAUCGACAUGGUGCCUAGAGUGAGGCAGACGCGUCACUACGAAAUGUUUGAGUGAAGGCGGCGGGAGGGGCGGCAGAGACGCCCCCGCGGAAGUGUCACGUGACCGGAGGUUUCCACGCAGGCAGACGGUGCCAAUAUUUAUCUGCACAUCCAGUUUCAUUUUGGGAAGUUUUCGUUUAUGGAGUCCUUGACCAUGGGACGAGGUCUGCCCGGGGGGUGGACCCGUCCGACACCCUCACCCAGUCGCCCACCACAGGAGGGGCCGCCACGCUUCCCCAUCUUCAGCCGGAAGUGACAUUUUCUAUUUCCUGGAGUCAAGCGGUUCGUGAAAGCAGGCUAGGGUCUCUGACGCUGUCGCCUCCUCCUGACACAUGUGGCUAAGCCACCUCUAGAUUCACACUCUUCCCCUAGCAGAUUCCAUCAGAAAAUCACUUCCUAACUUCUGUCACCGUUUCAUACACUUUUACUAACCCCAACACUAAACAAAGGUGUUCAGAAGGAGACCUUUUAUUUUUCAAAGCGUUUAGUGACAUAUGAGCUUUGCAUGGACAAGCUACGUAAGCACACAGCCCUUCCUUCCACGUUCAGAGCCUGCACAUCCAUGAGAACCCAGGCCCCAUUUUUGAGAGAUGUGAAACUCCACACAUUUAUUUGUAAUAAAUAAUUAUACCCAUUA